Molecule: messenger RNA, 1225 nt
Organism: Schistosoma turkestanicum
Lineage: Eukaryota; Metazoa; Platyhelminthes; Trematoda; Strigeidida; Schistosomatidae
Source: the annotation of a GenBank genome assembly
UCGUUUUGGUAGUAUGUUAGUGAAUAGAAAAAAAUUCAAUGAAUAUCCUUUCUCUAAAUCUAUUUCACCAUCAAUUGAUAUGAAUACAAGUAGUAGUCCAAGAGAAGAGCAAGUCUCGGAAGAAUUUAUCAUUAAUGGUAAACGUUACAGGCAAAUUUAUCAAAGACGUGUUGUACUGGAAAGGAAAACAACAAGAGAUGUAUUUUUUCUUCCAAGUAGUAGUAAUACUGACACCAAAGUUGAAUUAUCAUCCAAUCAAAAUCACUAUGAAUAUAAAUCUCCACAUUAUGAUGAACGUGUAUCAAGUAUGACGGCUACCGGUGAAGAUUCCUCCACUGCAACGAAAUCAACUCAUUCAUCCAAUGGUGGUUAUGUUAUCCAACGACCUGGUCUAGAUCUUACUGUAUUGCAUACAAAUAGAAAUUCACAAGUUAAUGAACCAUGCCUAUCACCAGCCAUUAUUGUAAGAUCUGUGAAUAACAACUGUGUGAAUUCAUACACUACUAGUGGUCAUUCAAAUUGUUCCCAAUGUAAAACUACUAAUCAAUUAUCAUCGAAACCCAAUGAUACUAUCAAUUCAACUGUGUUAACAACACAACAGACCGAUAAUAAUAAUACGGACGAAUCAAAUAUAAAUGUAUCUGGUGUUGUGAAACGAUCGAAUUCAAGAGCUCGUAGUAUUGUUCGCAAUCUUUCCAAUUCAAUUAAACGUUCUCUAUCUACUGGUAUUCAAAAUACACGUGGUUUAGUGAAACCGAUGCCAAACAAAUCGAAAGAUCCGGAAUCAAUAACAGGGAACAAUCAUCAAUCUAGCAAAUCGAUGAUCAAUCAUCAUGAUUUAUUAUCGAUUAACACUUUAAAACAAGAUGAACAACAGUUGAAUAACACUGCUGAACUAAUUGAACCAAAAUCAAAACAAAUCAUGGGUUACAUGUACAAAUUCGGUGUUUGGGAUGAUCAACAACCAGUUUUAGAUCCACGAUUACCGGUAUUUUUGAAUCCAUCUGUAAAUGCAAAUGAUGCAAAUUUAACAGGUACCGUUAUUCCUACUGCACCUGAAUGGCAUCAUGAAGAAGUUGGUUUAGAGAAUAUAGAAAAAUUUCAAGGUGCUUAUGUUCGUGGUCGUACAGUGGCUUGUUUGCAAAGAUUUACACAGCAUAGUUUAGCUAGUGGUAAAGCAUUGCAUCGAAGUACUUAUGUACAGCAGACAAGACUAGUUCGUCAA